AUGUCUGCAGAAGUCACUCCAUUCUGGUCCUCUAUCUGCAUUGAGGUCCUCUACGGCGUUGCGAUGGCGCAUCAUGACAAUCUCGAGGAACAGUCGUCUUCUAUGACGGUCCAUCGCUCAGCACAGCGACUGAAGAGUCUUACCCUGCUUCACGUCUGUCGCUCAUGGCGCCAUUCGAUGCUCACACACGCCAAACUCUGGUUCGAUCUACCCCCGCAAGUCAGCGCUUUGACCUUUCAGGCUUUUCUCCAACAUGCCGCGCGCAACCCGAUCAACGCGAAUGGCGCUUCACCUCCUACACUUGAGAUCAGCUCAAUAUCUGUAGAAAACAUGCUCGGGCCGUUGCAGUUCGCCUGCACGAUUCUUCCUCGCUCUUCGUCACAUGCUCUCUGCAUGCACCUCGACGCUCGCACUCUCCUUGGCGGGAUUUUAAUAGAGGCAUCUCCGUACAUGACGCAUCUGUCCCUCAAGGACGUGGGAACCGCAAACGCCCUUACCAUUGUCACUCAAUUGGCACCUCACCUGCAGAGUGUGACUCUCGAGACGUCCAGACGCACCGACCUCAAGAUUGCUGCCCGGCAUGUCAAUGCAGUGACCCCCCUUUCCUUCCCGCAUCUCAAGGCGCUGGAUAUUGCGUCGGAUUGCGCCUCGUCGCUCCAGGCCCUCACCAAUCUACUACGACUCUCCCAUCACGCACGCAUGCAUAUUCGUUGGCGCAACGUUCGUACCAUAGGAACGGCCGAGAACUUUCUUCAAUGUUUACUCGCCGAUCGCAAGGACGCUCUUCCCACAUUAUUUCUUGACGUCGAGUCUCGGGACUACACACGACUUCUGUCAUGCUCCGACCCAGCGAUACCAUGUAACGCCGAGGACGUGCCUACUUCUAAUCCCGAAUUUCUUGAGCCGCUUCUUGACGUAACAUUCGAAUGGGCCAACAAGCUUACUACAAUGGAACGCUCUCGUUACAACGGCGCAAUCUGCAGCAAAGUCUCGGCCGUCUCUCCUAGCAUCAAGCACGUUGUACUAGUCUACGGGCACCGUGGCGAGGAUGCCAUAGACCUCUGUCACGCAUUGGUUACCCUCGCCGAUCUCGCUGACGGCCUUCAAACUCUUGUUCUUCGCGGCGACUGGAAACUCGCUAUGGAAGCGCUGCAGUUGACGCUACUCCCGGAUUUAUACCGGGUCGUCGUGCAAGAUCAUAUAGCACUCGCGCAAUCAGCCGAUAUGGUUGAUGCUGUACGGGUUCUUCAUCCUGUCAUCAACGACACGUUACGGAGCAUGGCACUCGGUGCAAGGGUCUACGUUGGCUCCGAAUGCAUCUUCGCGCACCGAUCGAGCGCGCGCCUGUGGGAUAUCCAGGUUCCCGAAGAGAUGUGGCUCGAGUGGAACGAAUCGACGAUCAUCGACUUCUACGAUCCCGUGUCGGAGGAGACGCAAACCGCUCUCAAUUACGCCUAUGAUGAGUGGAUGGACGAGAUCUACCUACCAGGCAAAGGCGGCCAUGAGGUGUUCGAGUGGGUGGAACAGGUCUUGAUUGAUAAGGUUCAGCGCGAGCAAGACGCGCAGGAGGCGUCGGAGGCGGCGAAAAUGGGGACGAUUUGCGCUUGA
Peniophora sp. CBMAI 1063 is the source of this 1608-nucleotide messenger RNA. The record is from the annotation of a GenBank genome assembly. Lineage: Eukaryota; Fungi; Basidiomycota; Agaricomycetes; Russulales; Peniophoraceae.